Alternaria rosae is the source of this 2814-nucleotide messenger RNA. RefSeq lists its product as uncharacterized. Gene Ontology annotation, molecular function: DNA binding; histone binding. The record is from RefSeq and is a predicted model, not a curated record. The transcript is spliced from 3 exons. Lineage: Eukaryota; Fungi; Ascomycota; Dothideomycetes; Pleosporales; Pleosporaceae. Gene Ontology annotation, biological process: positive regulation of DNA-templated transcription. Gene Ontology annotation, cellular component: SWI/SNF complex. The coding region runs from base 212 to 2404 and encodes 730 amino acids.
UCGAGAGCAUCGCGAACUUCAGACGCGACUCCAACCCACCCAUCGCAGCCCCCCAUCCCCACCUUCAUUCAACAACAACCACGCGGCAGCACGUUGGAAAAGACACGUUGCGAUCGCGCAACUGCUCCGAGUUCUCGCGCCCGCGACUUCCCCUUUGCAUUGCCGCAUAGCGCCUUCCAGCUCCGUCGCAUCGCAUAACACGCCUCGAGCCAUGGCCGACGACGCGACAGCAAGCGCAACUGCGCAGGACCCAAGUCUCGCUGGAGAAGGUGUCACGGACACCAAUGCGCUGGAUCAAGAUACCAGCAUGCUCGAAGACGCACCCGUCAAGGAGUCUUCCAACGAUCCCGCUACUGCCACCCCCACAGCCGCAUCAGAUAAUCCUCUAGACGCACCCGACGGCCCAAGACCGGAAGCGGAAGACGCUGAUGGCCAGGAUGACGAAGAGAUGGGCGGCGUCGACGAUGCGAAAAAGGAGAACGGCGAGGGCGCUGAAGCUGCUGACCCAGAGGCGCAAGCAAAAGCCGACUUACAGUCAGCCGCGCGUUCGCACUUUGUUACCCAGACAUAUGCGACCAUCAUCCCGAGCUACGCAACCUGGUUCGACAUGCGCUACAUCGACUACCGCGAGCGCAAAGCCCUACCCGAGUUCUUCAACGGUCGCAACCGCAGCAAGACACCGGCCGUCUACCGCGAUUACCGCGAUUUCAUGAUCAAUACAUACCGCCUGAACCCAUCCGAGUACCUCACAGUCACCGCAUGCCGCAGGAAUCUUGCGGGAGACGUCUGCGCUAUCAUGCGCGUGCACGCUUUCCUCGAACAGUGGGGAUUGAUCAACUACCAAGUCGACCCUCAAGAACGCCCGUCGAACAUUGGUCCUCCAUUCACCGGCCAUUUCCGUGUCACUGUCGAUACGCCCCGCGGACUGCAACCGUUCCAACCAGGACCAGGCUCAAAAGUUACGGACGGAAAGCAGCUCACAGCGACCGACCGCGCUGCGAGCCAGCAACCCACUGCGAAGAGCGAGACCAAGUCUUUGGCUGGACGAAAUAUCUACGAGGCCAAUGGCAAAGAAGCAUCCGUGGAGCCAAAAGCUGCUAACGGUGAAGGUGCCGCUAACGGCUCGGUAGACGUCAAGGAUCUCGAAGCCGCCGCGAAGGAGCCAACCAAGGUCAUCAACUGCUUCAGUUGCGGUGUCGAAUGUACCCGUGUACAUUUCCAUGAAACAAAACCUUCCGAGCAGUCUGGACAGAUCAAGGCUGCUGGUGGCCUGAAGCGCGACCUUUGCCCCAGAUGUUUUGUAGAGGGUAAUUUCCCACAAGGCACAUCCUCAGCCGACUUCACAAAGAUCUCCAACCCGGAGAACUCAGCAGCAGCCGAGACAGAAGAGAAGUGGACAGAAGAGGAGACUCUUCUGCUACUCGAGGGCUUGGAGGAGUUUGACGAUGACUGGAACCGUGUUGCCGACCACGUCCAGACGAAGACGCGCGAGCAGUGCGUGAUGAAGUUCCUGCAGCUCGAGAUUGAGGACAAGUACAUCGAGGCGGAUCUACCGGAGUCACAAUCGGCAGCUCCUUCAACCAAGUUCUUGCGCGAUCUGGAGUACCUCAGCGAAGGCCGUGUACCUAUCCACCACGCCGACAACCCGAUUCUGAGCGUCGUCAGCUUCCUAGCUGGCCUUGCUCCCGCGAACGUCACAGAGGCAGCGGUCGCGUCAGGGCGCAGCGUCGGCGAGAUGAAGCGCAUCCUUCAAGAGAAGAUCAACAAAGCCCCAACCGCACCAUCAGAGAAGGGCAAAGAGAAGGAAGGCGAGCAGUCUACACCCGCAGCUACCGCCUCAGACAUGAAGCCCGAAGGCGGCGACGCUAUGGACGUCGACCCCUCCGCCGAGUCCACCGCUGUAGCCACGCGGGAAUCCGACUCUUCCUCCAACCCCAACCCGCUCGCCACCCUGCCCUUCGCCCUCUCCGCAGCCCGUUCCUCAGCACUAGCCUCUCACGAAGAACGCCACAUCACCCGUCUCGUCUCCGGCGCCGUAAACCUCCAACUCCAAAAGCUACAGCUCAAGCUCGCGCACUUUAAUGACUUUGAGAAGCUCCUCUCCGCCGAACGCCGCGAUCUGCAGCGCCGUCGCCAGCAGCUCUUCAUGGACCGCCUGAACUUCCAGAGGAGAGUCCGCGCACUCGAAGACGCGACCAAGCGCAUCAGCAGCUCCAUGGGCGGCCAGGGUCUCCCUGGCAGUAUGAGCAACGAAGACGCCGUCCAGGCGCUGACAGAAGCCAUGCGCAUGUUCGGCGUAGGCAAGGGCGAGGACAGCAUGGGCGUCAAGCGCGACAGUGUCGAUGCAGGUGUUGCUCAGCCCCUUGCCGAGGGUGCAGAGGGCUACAGCAAAGUAGAGAUUUAGAGACAUCUUAGCGCGCGCGCGCGACGUGUUUGAGGACGUGGUCCUCUGAAUUGAGACCAGGGUGUGCGUAUGAGGCGCUGCCGGACUAUCGCACUCUGAGAGGUGCAUGAGAAGCGCGUUUGGAAGCAAGGACCUUGUGGACAGGGUGAAGAGUGCAAACGUCAGGAUAUGUGGCUGUUGGUCUCAAGGGGUGUUUUCUGGCGUACAAUGAGUUGGUACCUACGCUAUUCGGAACUAAGAUUAUGCUACAAUGGCCCGAUGUAUUCAAGUUUUCUUUUCUGGCAGGCUGGAGUGCCUGCUGUACAAGUAGUUUCUGUUAUCAAGAACGAUUGCAAUCCCUUUCCUUAGCACACCAAGAGUCUUUGGUCUGAAUGUUGCCUGGUUUCUUAGCACAAGAUUUUUUAGAUGUG